AUUUAGGAGAUUUUGAUCUGGGUUUUGGUUGGAUUUCCUUGUAAGACAUGUGAAAUUGGUGUUGAAGGAGGAUAUUGUGGAACAAGAGAGGCUUUUAAAGGGGGGAUUUUCUGGGAGUAUCUGUAUAGAAAAUCUGGUAAUAGAGUUAGUGUUUUUUUGCCUGUAAUGGAUUUCUAUGAAUCCACUUGAUGACUGGGUGAUAACAUAGCAUCACAAAUCUUUAUCUGGUCUCUGGUGUUUUCAUAUCUAAGAUUGAAUUUGUGGAUGAUUGGUGUUCUGUGAUGAACAUGAUAGGAGGUCAUUGGGGGGAUUAUUUUUUGAAUUUAUUGUAGAAUCUUAGCGAUGUGAAAGGAGGAGGAAAUAGUGAAUUAAAAAUUUUCAGGUGGAGAUUAUCUUUAAAGGUUACUUAAUGGCUAAAGAGGAAUUGAUUGAGCUCAAAUUCAGGCUCUUCGAUGGAACAGAUAUUGGACCCAACAAGUAUAGUCCUUCUACCACUGUAGGAACUCUGAAGGAACUCAUACUUGCUCAGUGGCCCAAAGACAAACAUAAUGGUCCAAGAACGGCAAGUGAUCUGAAGCUCAUCAAUGCAGGUAAGAUAUUGGAAAACAACAGGACCCUAGCACAGUGUAGAGUACCAGUCCGAGAAAUUUCAGGCGGAGUCACCACUAUGCAUGUUGUUGUGCGCCCUCCAUUGUCAGACAAGAAUGGUGAAAAACAACUGGCUGAUUCCCCAGAGAACAGAUGUCUGUGCUCAAUCUUGUGAUUCCAGAUGGCAAGACUGACGGUUCAUCUUAGUUGGUUGUCGUUGCUUUCCCAUGUUGUCUUGAGUAUACGGGCUGCUGGGAGGCUGAUUGGAUUAUAUGCACUUAAGUCUGAAGAGGCUGCCGAAGAAGUUUGAAGCUUGGGAUGCCUCAUUUGUUGUAUUGCAUGAUCUCUGUCUUGAAUUUGUUGUUUCUUGUAGUGAAAAUUCCCUGUUGCCCUUCAACAUUGGAGGGAAAAGAUUAC
Messenger RNA from Telopea speciosissima, 1005 nucleotides. RefSeq names its product membrane-anchored ubiquitin-fold protein 3-like. The record is from RefSeq and is a predicted model, not a curated record. The transcript has 3 exons. Lineage: Eukaryota; Viridiplantae; Streptophyta; Magnoliopsida; Proteales; Proteaceae. The coding region runs from base 410 to 763 and encodes 117 amino acids. Gene Ontology annotation, molecular function: protein binding.